Messenger RNA from Diabrotica balteata, 2667 nucleotides. The record is from the annotation of a GenBank genome assembly. NCBI's taxonomy places the organism in Eukaryota, Metazoa, Arthropoda, Insecta, Coleoptera, Chrysomelidae.
AAAGUAAUAACCUCGGAGAAAGAACCUCCCGAGAUCUUAUCACCUUUGGAAUCUAUAACCGUAAGGAAAGGAGAACCAGUUACACUUUCCACUACCAUCUUCGGUAACCCAGAACCUACUAUCGAAUGGUUGAAGGACGGAAAACCUUUAACCAGACCAAAAUUCAAAAAAGACGGAAAUACAUACACUUUGACUAUUCCAAAGACAUCUACAGAUGACACUGCUACAUACACAGUUCGAGCUACCAAUUCUUUGGGUACGAUAGAAACAAGUGCAAACCUAACAGUCGAAGAAUUCCCAGAAAACCAAGAGCCACCAUUGUUCGUCAAACGAUUUGAAGAACAAACUGUUCCACAAAAGUCACCUCUGACCCUCAAAGCCAAAGUGGUUGGUAAUCCUACUCCUGAAGUAUACUGGCUUAGAAAUAAUGAGCCUUUGGAACCUUCCGAUAGAGUAAAGAUCAUUUUUGAUGGCGAAAAUGUUGAACUAACUAUUAAAGAAACUAAUUCUGAACUUGACUCUGGAGACUACAAAUGUAUUGCUGUCAAUUCAGCUGGAAAAGCCUCGCAUGGUGCCAAGGUGUCUAUCGAGGUAGAUACUGUUAAAUUUACUAAAGAACUGAAAGAGGUUUAUGAAACAAUAGAAAGAAAGACCAUCGAAUUGGAAUGUGAGACAUCUCACUCAGUUAGAACGAAAUGGUGGUAUAACAAUACGGAAAUUAGUGGUAUGGACCAUCGUGUUGUGGUUCAAGACGGACGUACUCACAAACUCAUCAUUAAAAAUAUUACUCAAAAUGAUCAAGGCAGUUAUAAAUGUACAGUAAAGAACCAAAAGACAGAAACCACAGUUAAAGUUCAGCAAUGCAAACUAGAAUUCGUCAAGACAUUACAAGAUUUAGAAAUAACUGAAAAAGAUACAGCUGUCCUUGAAGUAGAAAUCACUUCUGACACAGCUAAUGUAGAGUGGUUCAAAGAUGGUACUCCUCUAAAAGAAACCGAAGACAAAUUUGAUACUGAGAAGUACGGUGGAUUAAGAAGACUUUUAAUCCGUAGCACUUCAAUCCAUGACGAAGGAGAGUACAGCUGUAAACUUGUAGACGAAGAAUGUAGAGCUGAUGUAACAGUAAUAGAAUUGCCUCCAGAAAUUAUAACACCAUUAAAAGAUCAAGUGGUUAACAAAGGCGACAAGACUGUCUUCGAAAUAGAACUCUCUAAAGGUGAUGCCUUGGCCAGAUGGUACAAAGACGGUAAAGAAAUACAAUUCUCAGAACACGUUCAAUUGUCUAUUGACGGAAAGAGGCAAAAAUUGAAAAUCUAUAAAACCGAACCUGAAGAUGAAGGUGUCUAUUCUUGUGAGGUUGGAACGCAAUCAUCCAAAGCUAGACUUACGGUAGAAGUACCAAGCUGUACCUUCAUCAGAUCUUUACCAGAAUACACCAUUGUUCCAAUCAAUACCGACGCCGAAUUUGAGGUAGAACUUUCCAAGGAAGACGUGGAAGUUACUUGGUACAGAAAGAAUGAACGCAUAGAAAAAUCCUCCAGAUACUCUAUAUUUGAAGAUCGCAGGAUAAGAAGAUUGGUUGUACAUAAAACUUCUACAGAAGAUGAAUACGAAUACUCUUGUACGGUUGAAAAAUACCAACUGAAGACUUCAUCCAAACUUAAAAUUGGCGAUAAACCUUCUCCUCCAAGAGGUCCUCUAGAAAUAUCCGGAAUGUCAGAUACAUCAUUUACAAUUCAAUGGCAGCCUUCGGAAAGUGACGGUGGUUCUGAAAUCAUCGAAUACAUAGUGGACAUGAAAGAAGCUAAGACUAAGAAGGUCUUUAAGAAAGUCGGUGCUACCAAAGGCAACAUUACCAACCUCGCCAUCAACUAUUUGGAAAAGGGACAUGGCUACAAUUACAGAAUUACUGCCAGGAAUGCUAUUGGUGUGAGCGAUCCUUAUCUUCCAUCAGAAACGAUCGUUGCAGGAUCUAGAAUGACACCACCAUCACCUCCAAUCAACCUGAAGGUCAAAGAUUUGACCAGCAGAAGUGCAACGCUAACUUGGGAACCACCAGAAAACGAUGGUGGAACUGAAAUUACGGGCUACAUCGUCGAAAAGAAACUUGAAUACAUGCCUAAAUGGGAAAAAGUGUUUACAUUGGAGGCUUUCUCAUUGGAAUACACCUUCGAGAACUUAAAAGAAAAGAGUGAUUAUCUGUUCAGAGUGUACGCAGAAAAUUGCAUUGGACUCAGUCCGCCAGCUACUUCUGAGGUUGUGCAAAUGCGAACACAUGCCACUGUACCUUCCCCGCCAACACCGCCACUAGAAAUAAGGACCAUAGGACCCAACGCAAUCGUCGUGGAAUGGGGAAUCCCAGAAUCAGACGGAGGUUCACCGCUUCUAGGUUACAACAUUGCCAUCAGAGACACCAAAAAGACCAUGUGGAUGGAGAUUGGAAGGGUCCAGAAGGGUGUACAGAAAUUCACAAUUAGAGAUUUACAAGAAGACCAUGAAUAUAUGAUUAGGAUAUUUGCCAAGAACGAAAUUGGACUGAGUGAUCCUUUGGAAUCCGAUGAACCGUUUAAGGUUCUUCCGUCCGGAGACACUGAUCAAGAUGACUUCAAAGAAGCAACAGACAAAGAGCCAACGUCUUACAGUACUGAAACCUCUACAUCUUGGUUA